Molecule: messenger RNA, 489 nt
Organism: Mus pahari (shrew mouse)
Lineage: Eukaryota; Metazoa; Chordata; Mammalia; Rodentia; Muridae
Product: major allergen I polypeptide chain 1-like
Exons: 3
Coding region: 88-366 (92 amino acids)
Cellular component (GO): extracellular region
Molecular function (GO): steroid binding
Source: RefSeq, a predicted model, not a curated record
AGACAUGGGUCCAUCCCUGCCCACUGAGCAGACCAGGGCAGUUAUAAAAGGGGACCAAGCUGAGCAGGAGCACCUGCCGCCAUUACCAUGAAGCUCGCUGGUGCUCUCUUGCUGCUAGGGGCUGCCCUGCUCCUGACUUCAGGGGGAGAUUGUGGCCUUUGCCCAGCUUUAGAUAAAAAAGUUGAUAUAUUUUUCAAGGGGACUCCAGAAGAGUAUGUUGCGUACCUGAGACAAUUCAAUGAUGACCCUAAUGUACUGGAAAAUGCUGCAAAUAUCAAGAAAUGUUCCGAUAGGACUUUGACAGAGGAAGACAAGAAUCAGGCAAUCAGUCUUAUCGAAAAAAUAAAAGCCAGCCCGACAUGUUAAUGGGUACAUCUUUGCUCUUAAGGAAGCCACUUGCCUGCUAACCAGCAAAGAUGCAGAAAGCCAAAACCCUUUCCCCCAGGUGUCCAAGAACAGGCGUCCAACAAUAAAAGCUUUGCAAUUCAC